CAUUGGAACUAGUUUAGUCAGCAUGGUUUCGUCGAGUCACCGCCUUUGCUCUUUGGGCUUGACUGCGUUGGUUUGACGACGACGACGACGUUACUUGACUCGACUACGUUGACGCUUCUGUAUGGCCGCUUUGGCUGCGAUGUGUCCACCUGGCGGCGUGGAUGGGCUCCAAAUGCACCCGUUGACAAGUAGGAAUAGCUGGUUGCACGGGAUGUAUACCCGCUGAGGGGGACCCAAGGCUGCCCUGCCCCGUGAUAUCAUGCUAUUCUUUUUCUGAAGGUUGCUUCACUGUUGUUGCUGUUGGUAGGUGUGCCUUACCACAUCAUAUCAACCCAAUAUGAGGAACAACUCCACUUCUCAUAUACUUCGUGAUUGGAGAACCAGAGGACCCUUUCUCCGAUGUUCAUGCAGCCGCCGGCUGAGUUUAAAAUAUGUGAGGUUAUCGGAACGAGCGCUUGAGAGAUGGAGCUCGGUAUAAGAUAUCCCUCUCAUCUGCUCUGUUGUGAUUGCACCAAGUACCAGUAUAAGCAUUGAAUUCUUGUAUAUUUGAUUUCAUGCUAUUUCUUUAUUUUUUAGGUCAAAGAGUGACUUUCUGUUAAGACAAUGCACAGAGAUCGACAGAGAUACAGUGCUGAGUGGCAGAAAAUGAUGCCCAAUUCAGUCACUACCAGCAAUUAUCAUCAUCACAAUACUUCACAGUUUGACAAUGAUGGCCAUCAAUCUUAUCAAUCUCUCCAGAACCACCUAGAGAAAAAAGUGUUGUUGUCGCCUUUUUCAUCGAAACAGGAAGACAGCCCUUUGCAAAAUGUGAAAGCUCCAAUGAACAACUGCUGUUCAUCCUCAUCCAUUUCCUGCAAAAGCCCCUUAAUCCACCCGAGUCAUUACUGUCCUGUACAGGUUAUCAGUGCUCUGAUAUCCUCAUUGUCGAAAGACAUAGGCAGAACGCGAAGCUGUAAGCGCGCCCCACCUACGGCUGCCUCUGCCACCCUCCCAUUGCCAUCGAGUGUUGUUCGGCCUCAGAAGUCCAGACGGGCGCGCAACAAGUCCGCCUCCAGCAGUUUAGAGUCGCCUUCAUCGGAGUGGCUAAACUUGAUAAGUUCAUGGCCAAGGAAAGCACAGGUUUCCCGAGAAACCGCAAAUCCACGCUCCUAUGCCGCGUUAACCGCGGAAGCUAGCCUCAACGCUGAUUUUUUGGAUUGCGACUACACCAUGGCAGAUCCCGCCUCUGUAAUAGCUGGAGCGUAUCUUCCCAUUGGCUCAAUAUCUACAGUGACGGUUAUGCCUGGCGGUGCUGUAGAAUGUAAAGCCGAUGUCACCGUUAACGCUUUUGAGUCAACUUACAGUUUGCAUCGCUGUAUCCUCGAGAGAGUCCCUUACUUUGCUGCCAUGCUUUCCGGCCAAUGGAAUGAAACUGGCAACCACGUACUUUCAAUCUUUCCCGAUGAAAUGGACCCAAACAUCACGAGAGUGGGAUUUGAAGUUGCUCUUGAGUAUAUGUACGGUCGGAAAGUUAUGGACUUGAUCGAAUUGGAUCCUAUCGGGGUAUUCGCCGCCUGCCAAUGGUUAGAUCUCUCUGAGCCGUUGAAAUGGGCAGUUCAAAAUAUCAUGCACCACUUGGAUAUCUCGAACAUCCAUUUGAUUUUGUCUAUAUUCACUGAAUAUCACUAUGGGAAGGAAGGAAGAGUGGUACUAGAUGCUGCGAAGUCUUUACUGCGCCUACGUGGCUGUGAAAUGCCACUCGCUGUUUGGGAUCACAUCCCCGCGGAGAUCGUCAGAGACAUAGUUGGUGGCGAUGCGUUUUACAUGCCCUCCGAGCUCAAGCGGUGGGAGUACGCAGUGUCCCUUCUAGACCGAGUUCUGGAGUCUAAAGCCUCGAAAAUGCGAAUCCCCUUCUUGAACGACAACGCCUCAGCUCCUGCCCAUGUUAAACGUCAAUUGGAAGGCAUCCUUCCCGAUGACCCUCCGGAAGCCGACACGGACACGGAGCUGGAUUUUGAAACGGAUCGCCAAUUCUCGGAAGAUAUGCACAAUCAGUGGCUCAAUCUCUACACGCACCCGGACAUCCUUCCUAUCCGACAAAUGAUUAUGGAAGACAUUGCAUACAUGCACAUCCCGCUUGAGCAUUUUCGAAGAGUUCAGUCUCAUCGUGACAUCUUCGGGGUGCGUCCUGUUCAGCCGGCUGUGAUCCAUUCUGCGUUUGUACAGGCAUUAAAGCUUGCGCACCUGGUCGAUACUGCUGAUGAGUUCAGCCUGAAAUUGGAUAUCGGACAUGCUACGUUCAUGAGCGAGUUUCCCGCACGCCAGCGCUCGCAAAUACACCGUUUCCACAUAGAUUCCGGCUUUUACCCAUGCUCCAUGCCUGGUGGGGAUGUGAUCCGCCGCGAAUAUCCUGUUACGAAGGAAGAUACAACAACGUCGAACCUUACAGUUACGCGUAAGGCAAGAGGGUUUAUUCAUCAGGACUGCAACAAGCACGCAGGGCAACAAGGAUUCCGUACCAGUCAUCUCGUUAUGGGCUGGGAACGUCGCGAUUUCAUAAAACCACUGCCAAUCAAUUCCACUGUCACGCAUCCUGACCACAGCCCCUUUCCGCCAUUUAGAUUCUCAACAACCUUUCCCCACCCGGCCACACUGGAAAAUAGGCAACGAUUAUUCUCGUCUCCUUUCUGGUACGCAGGUGCAACAUGGGUCCUCUAUCUCUGCCACAACACCAUCCCCAAAGCGAGCAGCGUAGGACUCUACCUCCGACGCAUCUACGACACUCGCCCCGCGGAACCUUCUCUGGAAAGCUGGAGCUCCCGCAUCAACCCACCAGGCAUGGCCCACUACGAACCGCUCGUCGCUUGCCACUCCAGACCCAGCAACCCCCACCUAGACGAGCCGUCCAACUAUUACAACGAAGCUUACCCAAGACUCGAUCUCGUCGGAGAUAGGUUCGGGUCCCGAAACGGCGUGGGACACUCUCUUGGGCGCGAGAGGGAUACCCCUGCCCUGCUCCCCUACGUCGACAUUCGCUCUUCUGUCACCGCGCACUUCAAGCUAUACUCCAAUUUCGUGUGUGCGGGACAGCCAGCGUGCUUUCAGAGCAAGCCGGAGCAGUUUCAGAUCGAUAGGUGCUGGGGGUGGGAUGUGCGCGUGCCUGAUGGGCAGGAGCCGUUGUUGGACCUAUGUGGUAAUCCAUUGAAUGAGAGGCAGUUGAAGAUUUGUUUGGUUAUUGGCAUCCUGUGAGGUGUGGUAGUUAAUGGCUAAGAAAAAUAAUCAUAUAGUAAAUAUGACUGCCUCUUCAGUUGUGUCUAAUGAUCAUCUUCACUAUUUCUUGUCUCUUUUCAACAUCUCUUAUUUUCUGUUUCAAGUUCUUCUAAUCUUCAACUUCACUUGUUUCUUGUUUCUAUGUCAAACUUCUUUAUAUGUGCCUCUCUUUUCUUCUCUUUCCUUCUCUUUCUUUUCUUUUUCUUUCUUUUCUUUCUUUCUUUCUUUCUUUCUUUUUUUUUUUUUUUUUUUUUCACAUAUCUCACUCUUCUAUUUUUCAAUUUAGCUUUCACUUCAGAUGAGCUCUCAAUGAAUCAUGAA
Messenger RNA from Blastomyces dermatitidis ER-3, 3570 nucleotides. RefSeq lists its product as uncharacterized. NCBI's taxonomy places the organism in Eukaryota, Fungi, Ascomycota, Eurotiomycetes, Onygenales, Ajellomycetaceae. The record is from RefSeq and is a predicted model, not a curated record. The transcript is spliced from 3 exons. Gene Ontology annotation, molecular function: protein binding. The coding region runs from base 604 to 3228 and encodes 874 amino acids.